AUGGCCAAGGGGAAGAAAGCCAAACAGGCCAAAGCCCAGGCCAAAACCGUCAGCUUUAAAGUGGCCCAGAACUGUAUAGAGUACACGCAGGACGGCAAACGGCGCCUCAAUCUCAGUUUGAAGGAGAUCUCCACGGUGCCGAAGUGUAUUCAGAAGAUGACCGAACUGGAUCACCUGGACCUCAGUAGGAAUUUCAUCAAAAAGGUCCCGGAAUUUAUUGAGUGUUUCAUCAGCAUCUGCAUUUUGGACCUGCACAGCAACUAUCUGGAGGAGAUCCCUGUGACCAUCGGACGUCUGCAGAACCUGCUGGUCCUGAACCUGUGUAACAACCGUCUGAGCGUGCUCCCAGAUGAGAUCGGCCUCCUGAAGAACCUGCAAACGCUCAACCUGGGCCUGAACCGGCUGGAGGCCCUCCCCUCCUCGGUCGGCGCCUUGAAGGAGCUCCGCCUCCUCGGCCUCUCUGACAACCUCCUCACCCGCGUCCCGGGCUGCCUCGCCAGACUCCACAAACUGGAGAAGGUUAACCUAGACCGGAACCCGAUCCCCGAGCCGGAGUCCGCACAGGAACCGGCUCAGGUAAUGGAGAAGCUUUACCUGGUCAAGGAGAGUCACCUGUGUGAGGACUGUCUGGACAAGUGCCAAACAGAGAGGAGGAGGCUGGAGGAUGUGGGCAGGAGUAAACAACCCAAAAUAAUCGACUUCCACAGCCCGGAAAACCAGGAGGUGUAA
Messenger RNA from Sphaeramia orbicularis (orbiculate cardinalfish), 729 nucleotides. RefSeq names its product leucine rich repeat containing 18b (gene lrrc18b). Bases 1 to 729 code for a protein of 242 amino acids. Gene Ontology annotation, cellular component: cytoplasm. The record is from RefSeq and is a predicted model, not a curated record. NCBI's taxonomy places the organism in Eukaryota, Metazoa, Chordata, Actinopteri, Kurtiformes, Apogonidae. The transcript has 2 exons. Gene Ontology annotation, molecular function: protein binding.